This is a messenger RNA of Prorocentrum cordatum, 2697 nucleotides long. NCBI's taxonomy places the organism in Eukaryota, Dinophyceae, Prorocentrales, Prorocentraceae. The record is from the annotation of a GenBank genome assembly.
GCUUUUUCCACGGACUCGGGGCGGCGCCGGGGGCCGACACGGAGGCAGGCCAGGCCCGCCGCGCGCCACCAUGCGCACCACCCGGUCCAGCUGCAGGUGGGCAGCCGCUUGGCCCGCGUUGGCCCCGGCAGGCCGAUCGCCGGCGCGAGCGCCGCAGUGCCCGCCGGGCGAGGCGGCGGCGCGCCGUGCGCGGCCCCGGCGGGUGGCCCGCGGGCAGGGCCGGUGCGCGGGCCAUGGCGCGCAAGGUGGCGUCGCCAAAAGUGCUGUCGCGCAAGCGGCGCCCCAAGGGCAGCAACGCCGGGAACGGCCUGCAAGAGGAGCAGGCGGGCUGGUCGAGAUCGGUCAUGUGGAAGAUGAUACUCACCAUCGCCAUCUGCAGCGUGCUCGUGUUCCUGCUGGUGUGCAUCCGGCUGCGCCGGCACCUUGACAGCCUCCAGGACAGGCAGUGGCCGGCCGCGUUCCAGAGCUUGCGCGGCCGCCAGCCCGCGACCCGCGCACCUGCGCCAGGGCCGGCGCCCCAGGAAGCCGAUCUCCUGCCGCGGCAGCCCGGGCCGGCGGCGACGCCGCCGCCGCCGAGGCAUGCGGCCGCCAAGCCGCUGCCAGUGGCGACGUCGCCGCUGCCGAGGCCCCGGCCGCAGAGGGUCGCUCCGCCGGCCCGUGCGGGCGGCCCCGUGGCGCUGCCGCUCCCGCCUGCGCCGGCGGCGCCGCUGCAGCGGCCCGGCGGGGCGGUGGCUUGCGACCCGCUGCGGCCGCUCCUGGGGAGGGAGCGCCACCCGGGGAAGUUCCUGGGCGAGUUCGCGGACGAGCCCUCCAGGGUAACGUACCCUCCAGAGCAGGCGAUGCUCAGGUGCCUGGAGCUGGAGGCCUGCGCGGGCAUCACGUGCGACCUCGAGGAGCGGACCUGCAGCCCGCGCAAGGGGUCCCCGUACCUGCACGGCUCCCCGGACGGGGAGGUCUCCUACACCCGCGCCUGCACCGGCGCGCCGCCGGACGAGGGGGGCCGGCCGCAGGGCCGCGGCGGCGAGCCCCGCGACGCGGCGCGGGGCGGCGGCCGCGCGCUGCUGCCAGGGCCGUCGGCGGCGAGCCUGGCCGGGGGCGGCCCGGAGGCCAAGGUGUUGGCCCCGGGGCGCGUGGUGGUCGUUGUCAUCGCCCAUGACCGCGAAGAUCUUCUGCAGAUCUGCCUGGAGGCGCUCCUCCGCCAGAAGGACGUGCAGGACGUGUCACUGGCCGUGUCUCUGGACGACCGCAAGUCGUUUCCCAAGAUGGACGCUGUUGUGAAGAAGGUCGGUGGAGAGGCGCGCAUUGCCGUCUGGCACAAGCCCGAGGUCUGGCACCACGCGAAGGAGUCCGUGCAGGCGCAGUCUGUCUCGAAGAUCUCCGAGCACUUCAACUUCGCCCUCCGGGAGGCGUUCGACACGGGGGGGUUCCAGUUUGCAGUUUUUUUGGAGACGGAUUUGAAGGGCACGUGGCAGGAGAUCAAGGGCAAGUGGCCCAGGUGGCCAAGCACGGGGUGGGACCACUGGAUCCGACGCGGUGCCGGCCUGAGGCCGCGGGAGUGCGUCGCCCCAGAGGUAUCCAGGACGUUUCAUUUCGACGAGAAGGGCACGAACGUGAAGAAGGCGUCGCCCCUGGCAAGGAUGCUGAAGAGGAUGGCCACCAGCAAGUUGCCUCCAGGGCAGCUCGGCGACGUGUCGUACCUUCUGAAGCACGAGUACGAGCCGAGGCUGAAAGAGCUCAUCGGUAGUGCCAAGCUGGUGGAGAAGGAGAAAGUCUCCAACAGCUUGCCGACGGGACACACCUACAUGGUGCCCUACACCCGAGAGGACUACGGAGAGCUUGCAAAAAAGCUCGACAUCUUCCCCAGCAUCCCUCGGACUGCCCGGCGUGGGGUCAUCAUCACGUUUGCCCCCUGGUCGCACGACGUCUUCCUGCUGGUGGACCGCCGCGAGGGCGCCGACGUCCUGCCCGCGGCGCAGGCGAUGAGGCCGCACCCGGAUCGCCUGGUGGCCGCGGCGGGCCCCGGGGAGUCGUGCGCCGACUUUUGCCGGUCGCGCGGCAUGCAGUGCCGGGCGGGCGAGCUGGAGUUCGUGAACACCUGCGAGGAGAUGAGGAAGGUGUUCCCGUGCCGCGAGGGCUGUGGCCACCAGGUCGGCGACGAGAUCCCCUGCCACGUGCACGACGCGAAGCGGGACACCGCCUUCCAGUGCCUCGUCGCGGACGGCGGGACCGGCGCGAAGUGCGAGGCGCGGAACGCCGCCACCACGCGCCUGUGCGCCUGCGUGCCCGUGUGACGCCUCGCACGCCCCAGGUCACGAUCCUCUUGGAGACGAUCAUCGAGCAUUGGCCAAGCGUUGUGGCUUGCCCAUAGGCCCACCGAAGAAUGUGCUAAGAAUCCGCUUUGGUUUGCACGACACUUUCUGUUAUUCGAUUAUUCUUUUACUCAAAGAACUGUUCGUGGUAGGCCUAUGAUAUUGCCGGGACUGCUGGCUCUUGCUCAAGAUCAUUCCCGAGGCUGGGCUUUGCACGCAUCCACCGCCUGGCGAAGCGAUCUUCCUGGUCCUCUGCAGGCGGUCCACAUGGAUACGUCUGGGCCCCCAUGCGGCCCGAGCAUAUCUGCAUGCACCGCCCCUUCGUGGUCCUGGGACAUCGGCUUGGUUGGCGAUGGAGUUGUACCAGGGAGCUGGAGCCCGAGCAAGA